CAGGCAGGCCGGAAGCCAGAGUUGUCCUUCUUCGCCAUGUAUCAGCCGGCCUAUCCUCGCGACCGAGCUCACUUCGGAGGCGUGUCUCCCGGCUUAGCGCCCAACCUCCGAGGUGCACCCCACGGCUGGCGGUCGGCAGGAUGGGACGAUGGCGAGACCUACGUUCCACGUGAGGAGAUGGGCAUUCCGGGAACCUUGAGAGAGGACUUCCGGCAUCCGUCGCGGUCAGAGCCAUCGUACUCCGGUUGGCAGAGGGGCAGAGACCUGUACAGCGACCCUUUAGGUCCGAGCGAGCGGCAUGACUUGUAUAGCGAUCCUCGUGGACUUCGGAAUCCCCCGUAUGGCUCCAGCUUGCCGCAGGACAAGCCAAGACCCAGCUUUGGCGCCCGAGCGUGGGAGCCGCAGCGGCCUUGGGAGCCGCAGUACAGCAGGCGGCGGGAGAACCUCUUCGAAGAGCAGAGAGCCCGCGAAGCGACGUAUGGGCUUCCGCCCCCUGAGGGCCUUUCCGUGCCGGGCUUCGAGCCGUACCUUACGGAGAAGUACCUGGAUGCCUCAAGGGCGCAGGAUCUCCAUGAGCAACUUCGGCCAGAGAAAGGACCCUCACCGAAAGCGGCGGCCUUUGAAGCGCCGGAAGCCGUCAGCUCCUUGGCCAUGCAGCAGCUGCAGGGCUGCGAGGUCCAGCUGCGCGAGGCCGGGCAGCAGCUGCUUGGCACCCAGCGGGCCCUCCACAGCCUCCAGGUGACGCCUGGCCAGGCCCGGAACGACUUGGCGCAGCUGGAGGCACACCUGGAAAAGCUCCAGUGCCAGUCCAUCGACUCCGUGUCCACAGCCGGGCUCAGCUCGGAGGACCAAGAUGCGGCGCGUAGUUUUCGGAGGCAACUGACGAAGGCCGUGGAGAAGUUGCAAGGCCAAUUGGACCAGACCUUCGAGGAUUUGAAGGGCCGCUGAGAGAAUGGCGCGAAUGCACCGUGCUAGCCACCAAGUCUCUA
Molecule: messenger RNA, 989 nt
Organism: Effrenium voratum
Lineage: Eukaryota; Dinophyceae; Suessiales; Symbiodiniaceae
Source: the annotation of a GenBank genome assembly